AUGCAGACUGCUUCUACAAACAUUUGUGAAAGAAUGGGUUGCUCUCAGAAGCUCAGUGAAUUCAAGCAUGGUACCGUGAUAGGCUGCCACUUGUGCAAGUCCAUCCGUGAAAUUUCCUUGUUACUAAAUAUUCCACAGUCACCUGUUAGUGGUAUUAUAACAAAGUGGAAUUAACUGGGAAAAAACAGCAUCUCAGCCACGAAGUGGUAGGCCACAUAAAAUGACAGAGCGGGGUCAGCACAUGCUGAAGCGCACAGUGUGCAAAUGUCACCAACUGUCCGCAAAGUCAAUAGCUAAAGACCUCCAAACUUUUUCUAGGCGUCAGCAUACCAAGACAUUUUGGACAAUUUCAUGCUUUGUGGGAACAGUUUGGUGAUGGCCCCUUCCUGUUCCAACGUGACUGCACCAGU
Messenger RNA from Staurois parvus, 410 nucleotides. The record is from the annotation of a GenBank genome assembly. NCBI's taxonomy places the organism in Eukaryota, Metazoa, Chordata, Amphibia, Anura, Ranidae.